AUGAACGACCAAAAUUCGGAUUUUAAUAGCUCGUUUCCAGUAACAACUAGACAAUCUGCGAGAGUAAUCAAUGGUGACCACACAGAAGUACUUGUUCUUGGUUUUAUAGAUAAGAUUCUUGUGAUUAUAUCCCAGUACGGAUCAAUCGGAAGUUUGAUAUACGCAACACUUGAAAAAUCCCCUACUGAUCUCGCACUGUCUCCGACAACUACAAGUACAUCACUUCUUGGCAUUUAUCCCACGCUGUAUCAAUUGUAUGUGAAUGAGAUUGCGCAAUUGAUCAGGAAUGAGAAUCAAGAUGAGCAGAGGGGUAUCGUGGUGGGGUUGGCUCUAAAGGAGCGAGCCGAGAACGAGGGAAAGCUAGGCGAUACAGAAGUUUUUGAAAGUGCUAUGGAAAUGAUAAAGGAGUGUAAAGUGUGGUAA
Messenger RNA from Paraglomus brasilianum, 423 nucleotides. NCBI's taxonomy places the organism in Eukaryota, Fungi, Glomeromycota, Glomeromycetes, Paraglomerales, Paraglomeraceae. The record is from the annotation of a GenBank genome assembly.